GCCUGCUAGGCCUCUGAUAGUUUAGCAUCACCCAUGCAUAAAGAAUAAAAAUCAUGAAGGGAUAUGCUGUUCUGGUCAACAGAGCGGACGAACUGCUUCGCAAGUUUGCAUCCGCAGUUCCGGGGAAGCAUGGCCGCUUGUCCAUCAAGACGCGAGGAGAAAGAUGAUGAAGCAACGUAGCCAAUCACGGCGCCUUUGAUGACGGAGCCUCACUUUUUAAACUGUCAGCACAGAUGAUGCGGGUCUCUUGCCCAUCUCCGUCGCCUUUUCACCCUCUAGCCUACUAGGCCCUAAGGGAGAUUGAAGUCUAUCACGUGAAUACGAUUUUCAUUUUUUAGGCAAAAAUAAAAAGCAGGCGAUCGAGGGGAUGCGGGGGGUGGGGGCAGGGGAACGAAACCCGAGACGAGACCCGGGAUUCCCACACCGAUGCGAGAGAAUCGGUCAACCGUCAGCUCUUGGGCAAUAAUGGUAUGAGGCGCCUUUGACAGUCACCCUUGAGCAUUUCCGAUGAAUAUCAAUUAAACAAAUUGACGGACGGCGGCCGGAGAGCUCAAGAACAACAAAUUCCGACAGGGUGCUACAAAAACAUCACGACGAUGGGACCCUUGGCGACGUGGGGGCAGACUGCAGGAGAGGAGGCAGCGGGUGUUGGUAGGGCCGCUGAACAGGACACCUCACCUGGUGGUUGCCAUUUGCUGAUAACGAGAAGGGGGCCAAAGCGACGGGGAUUGCUGAGCUGGCGGCUUGGUAUGAUUUGACAAGGAGGGGGAAAAAGCAACUAGGCCGCCAGAAGUGUCAGCAUUCGCCGAGAUCCCGAGAAGAUGGGUUCACCUUCAGAUGGACUGCAGCAAGAAACUUCCGCUACUCCUGCCAAACAGACACCGCCGUGAACUUUAUCAGAAAAGCUGGGAGUUGAACGUGUAUGGUUUGCACAGAACAAGGGGGUCAGUUUUGUUCGCUUUUUGCCCGAUUCCCUUGUCGUUCCCCAAGACUUUCCUUCCAAGUCCUUUCCAGAAUUGAGGCUUGACACUUCCGCCUGUCAACAUGGUCCCACGAUUGCUCCAUGGAAUGGAAUCAUGCUCAGUGGUUGGUAACACAAUUCUUCCAGCCCUUGUGAGCCUCUCCAAACAAAUCAUGGGUCACUGCGGAGCAUGUCGGCACUUCUGCUCUUCAUUUCCACCCCCCGUAUGAGUGGGGUGACAUGCAGCAGCAGUGCCUCUUGUUGUAACUCUGGCAUUUUACCGAAUGGGCGCCCCAAGCGAUAUCGGCAAAAUAAAUAAAUGCAAAAAAAGCAAAUCGGUAGAAAAGAGGAAGGAGAAAAUGAUAAAACGAAAAGCUAAAAAAAAUCCAAAAUAGGUACUUGUGAGGGAAAAUACGAGAAAGACGCCGGCGUAUUUUGCCCCAUGUCGAGGCAAGGGCCAAUUUCGUCCAUAAGCUUCUAGCGUCUGAAAUCAUUAAACAGAGCGCAGUUAGCGUUCGAAUCAGAAGGGCGGGCCCAAGUUCCGUCGCCCAUUUCUCCUGGCCACCGCCCACCAGGUCAAGGUCAAGGGGAGGGAGGAGGGGAAACACGCACCAUCGUCCGUUGUCCUCUAUUCUUUUCCUAUUUUGAUUUUGAGAUCAAGCUAGAGAAGCUUGUUAGGCAUGGUGCCCGCCGCCGGUCACAACACCAGCACCAUAGCAUUAUUUUUGCUGCAAGAACAAGAAGCUAUUUUCAACCAUGACCGAACUUGGUCGUUAACUCCUGAGACUGAAAAUACUACAUAUGAGAAGAAUGUGGCAAAGCUAUCCCAGGGGAGAAGAAUUUUGUUUCUUUCUGACCUGGAUACGGAAAUAUUACGCGAACAAACCAAUUCCAAAUUCCAGUCAGAAAUGCUUUCCACUGCCAUUUUUCAUUUUCAUUUUUUUUUUUCCCAUCGUGGUGGAAUGACCACUUGGCCAGGCGAUCAGGGAUUCAUGUGAGGUGAGGUGAGAAAGCAUGGAAAAGCCACCGUUUUCUUCUUCUUUUCUUGACAAAUUAUUAUUCAUUUUCCACGUGUGAUUCUUUCUUGAGCCCUCUCUGGAGUUGCAUUUUAUGACACGUUGAAUGCGCUAUUGAACGGGCUUUUCAGUGUCCUUGACUCAUGAAGGCUCUUUGAAUCGAAGUGCCCAGUUUUUCUUCUUCUUUUUUCCUUUUUUUUUUUUUUUUUUUUUUUUUUUGAGCCGCCUUCAUUUCCCCAAAAGAUUAGUGUUAUUUUCUUUUUUUCGUUUUGGAGGAUGCUGGAAGUUGAGGUUUUGGUGAUAUGCGUGCUGAUCAUCUGAUUCUCUUCAUAUAGAUUAUGAUACAGGGUCGAUCUGCAUAAGAAAACAACUAAUAUUGCUGCAAUGAAACGCCAAGAGGCAAAAAAGAAGAAGAACGAGGAGAAAGCUGAGAAAAAGAAAGUUUUUUUCAAGCCAUCUAUCUUUGGUCGAGCCGGCGAAGCGCGUUUCGACUUUCCUUCGAAGUUGAGAAGCGCUCAACUCCUUGUCAAUUCGCCCAGAAAUAGGAGUAAGGAAGGCCCAACCCCUGAGCAAUCAAGGAACGAACAUGGUCACAUCAAUAAUAAUCAAACUCACUCCCUUCUCCUGCGAACAAUCAUGACUGAAUUGCCAUCAAUUUCCUCUCAUUAUGAGUACUGUAGUGCUUCCAUUCCCUCUUCCCCGCUCACCGUCACUUAAGCAUUCAAAAAAGAGAGAAGAUCCCAGCACUGGGAAGAGCUCCCUUGAUCGUGGUCCGUACAGAGUAAGUAAACAUACUUUAUACCGAGAUAAACAUUGAUAAUAGGGAAGGGAACAGGGGUUUAACUAAAUUCAACUUAUC
Messenger RNA from Blastomyces gilchristii SLH14081, 2836 nucleotides. RefSeq lists its product as uncharacterized. The transcript has a single exon. NCBI's taxonomy places the organism in Eukaryota, Fungi, Ascomycota, Eurotiomycetes, Onygenales, Ajellomycetaceae. Bases 2362 to 2694 code for a protein of 110 amino acids. The record is from RefSeq and is a predicted model, not a curated record.